AAUUGUCCGAGUACAAAAUUACGACGGGGACCAAUUGUCCGCAUAUGACAUUGUUUCGCGAGGACCAAUUGUCCUAAAUCCUUCGCAUACCUACUUGUUACUGUUAUCAAUUAUCAUAGCGUGUGAUUAACAUUUACUUUUCUUUUUAUCAUACUAAACGAGGUUUUGAAAUUUGAAUACACGCUGUUGAAUUUUGCUCACAACAAGUAGUUAGGUGUAGUACUUACUCGGAGUUCAGUUUUAUUGGAAUCAAGCGAUUUGAACAAACGGUUCGCCAGAGGAUUCGACAUUAUUUCCGGCACGGUCUUGUAACAUUCAAUACAGAAAUUACAAUCAACUAAUACACCAUGUCAAUUAAGGAUGUUCGUUUUGGUUUCAAUUUUUUAACAGACACAAAUAUCAAGGCAUGUAUGGAUUCUGUGGAAGAAUUAGAUCUCACAUUUGCUUGUUUAUCAGUAUCAUGUCUUAGGUUAAAAUCUAAUUCUAAAGUAUUGGAUCCAUUAAAUACUGUUAUGAAUCCUGAGUUUUGUCAAAAAUGGUGUCAUUGUGUUGUCGCAAAAAUUCCUCUACCUAAUGUGGAUUCAGAAGUCGAAAGUACUAGAUUAGAAAAUCAAAAAACAUUUACACAAGACAUUUCAUGGGCAACAUUUUUAAAUGUGUACUGCAUAAUGUUUGAGUUACCACUAUACGGCGAUGUUGUAAAUUUGGUUAGAUUGCUAGACAAUCAAAUUGAUAUUUAUAUAAAUUCUGCUGUAUUAAUACAGUUUUGGGCAUUAGUACCAAUAGUCAACUUAAAAACAGAUCCAUGGAAAAAAUGGACUAAAUUCAUAUCAUCUAUAAGAAAUGUAAAUAGAAUAAAAUUAGCAUUGGAAAUUGGGACUGAGUUACCUAGCAAUGAAGAACUUGACCGUUGGUUAGGAGAACCAGUUGCCGCUUUAAUAAUACAGUCUAAAACAUUUUUGACAAAUAGAAAAGGUUACCCAGUAUUACCUAAGCCUCAUCAAGAAUUUAUCAAAAAAAUGUUCAAUAUUGGUUGUCAAAUCGUAAUAUCUGGAGAGUUAGGUAUUAAACAACAAUUCAAUUAUUUAGCUCAUCUAUACCAAAAUACUACAUCAUUAACCCCUUAUAGCUCUGAUUUUAUUAGCGGCUUUGAAGAUUAUCUUCAGACACCAUUACAACCGUUGAAACAUAAUUUACAGUCUUAUGUUUAUGAGACAUUUGAACAAGAUCCUAUCAAGUAUUAUGAGUAUCAAAGAGCAAUAUCAAAAGCUUUAAAUGAUAAAUACGAAGAUAAAGUAAUUGUUGUUUAUGUUGUUGGCGCUGGUCGUGGUCCAUUAGUAGAUGCUACAUUUGAAGCAGCUAAGGAGUCAAAUAUAAAAGUUAAAAUAAAUGCUGUUGAGAAAAAUGAAAAUGCUUUACCAUCAUUGUUCUUAAAAAAUAAAGAAAAAUGGGGGAAUAGUGUUACUAUUAUUAAUGAAGAUAUGCGGUUGUGGAAUCCACCAGAAAAAUGUGAUAUUCUAGUGUCAGAACUAUUAGGAUCUUUUGGAGAUAAUGAAUUAUCCCCAGAAUGUUUAGAUGGAGCUCAAAAUUAUUUAAAAAAUGAUGGUAUCAGUAUACCUUCAAGUUAUACUUCUUAUCUUGGUCCAAUACAAUCACGUAAAUUACAUGCAGAAAUAUCGUCCAUUAGAAAUAAUAAAGAUAAUUGUAAUUUUCAAAAACCUUAUGUAGUACAAUUAAACAAUGUUUAUUCUAUAGCUCCUCCAAAAUCUCUUUUUACGUUUGUUCAUCCCAAAAAAAAUUUAGAAGAGAGUAAUGACAGAAGUGGGUUUUUGAAAUUCAAUAUUUCCCAAGAUUGUGUAUUGCAUGGAUUUGCUGGUUAUUUUGAAACUGUACUUUAUAAAGAUGUACGUCUUAGCAUUGUUCCAGAAUCAUUUAGUGAAGGCAUGUUUAGUUGGUUUCCUGCUUACUUUCCUUUAGUAAAACCAAUUUUUCUGAAUAAAGGAGAAGAACUUCAGAUUAAUUUUUGGCGGUCCAGUGACAAGUAUAAAGUGUGGUAUGAAUGGUGUAUGACUAAACCAUAUCAGAGUAUUAUACACAAUAUAAAAGGAGAAAUGUAUUUUAUGUCACUUUAACUCAUUUUGCUAGUCAUAAUUGUCAAUGUGUUUAUUUUGUAAUAACUGAAACCUGUAUGUUUUGUUAUUUUAUGAUAUAUUAUUGAAUUGCAGUUAUAAAAUAUUUUUUCAUGACUAACGUACAUUUAAAUGUUUGUUAUAUUUACCAUAAGUGAAACUACAAAUACUUAAUAAUAGUAAUAAUGUAAUAAUGAUCAUUUCAUCUUUUGAAUGAUAAAAUUAUAUUUUGAUAUUGUAUACAACUUUUUUUUUAUAAAAUAUAUGUACAAUAAUCUGUGUUAUAUUGUAUUCUACUAUACACUUGAUUACUUGAAAAUGUUUUUUUGUAAAAUGUUUGUAUAAUAUACAAACUAUGUAAAAUAGUCUUAAUUUUGAGGAAGAUUGACUAUUAUAUUCUAAUAUUAUUGUAUUUUACAAAUUUUUUUUGUAAAACACACUUCAAAUAAAUACAAAAAGCUUUAAUUUUUUAUUAUUCUUAAAUUUUUAAAUUCUUAAACUUAAAUUUAAAUUAUUUGUUCAUAUAAGUAUGUUUAUUAAUGUUGUACCUUGUUACUGUAAUGUAUUACUCUCAAAAAUUAGCCUUAAAAAACAUCCCUAAGUAUAAGUUGUUAUAAAUUACAUAAACUCCGGUUUGGUAGUAAAAGCAUUUUUUUUGAUGCAAGUAUAUAUUAUCAUGAGUUAUACUUUGUUUAAACUGGUAAAUAAAAUAGAAAUUCAAAAAUUU
Molecule: messenger RNA, 2856 nt
Organism: Aphis gossypii (cotton aphid)
Lineage: Eukaryota; Metazoa; Arthropoda; Insecta; Hemiptera; Aphididae
Product: protein arginine N-methyltransferase 5-like
Exons: 2
Coding region: 348-2132 (594 amino acids)
Biological process (GO): peptidyl-arginine N-methylation; regulation of DNA-templated transcription
Cellular component (GO): cytosol; nucleus
Source: RefSeq, a predicted model, not a curated record